AUGGCUUACAUUAUUCCAAAGGGUCAGCAUUUUCCUGCAAAAGUGUCAAACUUUUCUCAACCAGAUGUAGUUAUUUGUAAUAUCAGGGAUAAGUUAAAUGAUGAUCAAUUGGAGACCUUUAGUAGAUCAUGCUUUGGCAUGUAUCUUCGUAUUAAGAGUCUAACUUUUUCCGGGCAGCUUGUCCAUCAGUUAUUGUUAAGACAGGUUGAAUCCUCCGACCAUAGUUUUGGCACAACUUUCAACUUCAGGUUGGCUGGAAAGCAAGCAACAUUUUCAUUUGAAGAUUUUGCGCUUGUUACUGGAUUAGCAUGUACUGGAAUUCCACCCAUCUCUUCACUUGUUGAUACUAGCACACAUAGGCUAAGGGAUGCUUAUUUCAAGGGGAAUAAUAGCAUUAAGAGAUCUGAAUUAGAGAGUACAUUUUUGGGUCUAAAACCUCAGCCUGACAAUGAAGAUGACGUUGUCAAGUUAGCUCUUGUUUAUUUUGUGGAGUUUGUGUUGCUUGGUAGGGAGCGUAGUAGGAACAUUUCUGAUGUGGCAUAUCUCCAAUUGGUUGAAAACUUGGAUAAAUUUAACAAGUAUCCAUGGGGAUCUGUCAGUUAUGCACGUACCUCCAAGUCACUUGCAGGAGCAAUGAAAGGACGUGUUCAAAAAUUUUUAAAAAAGACUAUAAAGCCAACCAAGACUCAGAAGGAGCAAUACAGUCUCUAUGGAUUCCCGUUAACUCUACAGAUAUGGAGUUAUGAAGCUAUUCCCCUUAUCAGGAGGACAUACGCACAGAAAGAUCCAGAAAUUCUGUAUCCAAGGAUAUUGAACUGGAGUACAUCAAUCACUCCUGACUCAACAGAACUCAUCCUAAGUGUUUUUAGAAGGAAGCAGCUUCAAGUACAUAGUCGACUUAUCCCAACCCAGUUGGAGAUGGCACAAGAAUAUUGCAUAAAGGCUUCCGAUGUACUAAAAAAUGUUGUAGGAACAAUGGUUGGCAAAGAUAAAAAAAAGCCAAAGGUUGUUAUAGAUGAGAUUGAAGAGGAAGAGGAAGAGGAAGUUCAAACACAUAGGGAUAUUUCACCUGUUAUAGAGGUAGUAAUAUGA
Molecule: messenger RNA, 1092 nt
Organism: Tripterygium wilfordii
Lineage: Eukaryota; Viridiplantae; Streptophyta; Magnoliopsida; Celastrales; Celastraceae
Exons: 3
Coding region: 1-1092 (363 amino acids)
Source: RefSeq, a predicted model, not a curated record